AUGCCACGGGGGACGCGGCUAUUUGCGCAAAAUAACGUGCGACGUAACGGCCGUGGCAAUUGCUUCCUUGCCAGGCUGCUUGAUUGGCACAGUUACAAGGCUCGGCCGUUCCAUGCCAGGUUCAAUGGUGCCGAAAGACAUCGUUCAUCUUCAACUCUGCAGAGGUGGUUGUCCCAGCCGCAGGAUGCUGGAGACCAGAAAAGAAGCAGCAAAAGCUCAACGCUGCAUCGCCAGAGCCACCAACCGAGGAAGGCUGGCCUUGUGCCACUAUUAAGAUGUACGGAAUUCGGGCCAAUGGGCCAGGUAUUGAUUGCAAACGGGAGGCUGAAGAAGACUGAACUUGUUACGAGAUACGGGCUGCUCCCCCGUGACAUGCGCAAGAUUGAUACAUCAAACUUGCCCCAUAUCGACAUACGGCCUACAGUUAUACUACUGAAUCUCCUAUACCUAAAGGUCUUAAUUAAACGAGAUCGCGUUUUGCUUUUCGACAUGGACGGCACACGCACGUCAAGCGUUCAAGCCUCGUUUGUGGAAGACCUUCAAACCAAGAUGCGACCAGACCGUACUGAUGGAGUUGCACCUCCACCAUAUGAGUUUGAAGUUCUAGAUGCAGUUCUUAAUGCGGUUGUUAUCGAAUUAGGGAAUGAAUUGGAAUCUGUGCGUACUCCAGUCAUCAGUCUUCUCGCAGAACUCGAGGAGAACAUCGAUCGACAGAAGCUCCGUAUGCUACUGAAGCUGUCCAAGCAGGCCAGUGCGUUUGAACACAAGGCAAAACUUGUGCGGACAGUCUUAGAUGACAUCCUUGAGAGCAACGACAGCCUUUCUGCCUUGUAUUUAACGGACAACGCUCAGAAUGUCCAUGGGCCUGAGGACCUUUCUGAGGUGGAGUCCAUGUUGGAAUCGUACUACGCUAUAUGCGAUGAAAUUGCACAGGAUGCACAGAGCUUGACCUCAAUGAUCAAGAAUACGGAUGACAUCGUGCAAACAAUUUUAGAUACAAACCGGAAUUCGCUCAUGCUUCUGCAUUUGAAGUUCAUCUCCUGUACACUGGCCCUGGGAACAGGCACAUUUGUGGCUUCAUUUUAUGGAAUGAACAUCCAGAAUGUGCUUACCGAGGCAGAUUUGGGCUUCGUGGUGGUGUCAGCAGGUUCCGUUACGUGUAUUGCCGGCGCCGGUUGGUUUGGCUUGAGAAUCGUUGGAAAUCUCAAACGAGUCACAAUGAAGCGCAACAAAGGGUUUCUUGGCUAA
This is a messenger RNA of Metarhizium robertsii ARSEF 23, 1248 nucleotides long. RefSeq lists its product as uncharacterized. NCBI's taxonomy places the organism in Eukaryota, Fungi, Ascomycota, Sordariomycetes, Hypocreales, Clavicipitaceae. Gene Ontology annotation, molecular function: magnesium ion transmembrane transporter activity. The record is from RefSeq and is a predicted model, not a curated record. Bases 1 to 1248 code for a protein of 415 amino acids. The transcript is spliced from 3 exons. Gene Ontology annotation, biological process: mitochondrial magnesium ion transmembrane transport. Gene Ontology annotation, cellular component: mitochondrial inner membrane.